Xenia sp. Carnegie-2017 is the source of this 1707-nucleotide messenger RNA. RefSeq names its product otoferlin-like. Bases 1 to 1707 code for a protein of 568 amino acids. Gene Ontology annotation, cellular component: membrane. The transcript has 14 exons. Lineage: Eukaryota; Metazoa; Cnidaria; Anthozoa; Malacalcyonacea; Xeniidae. The record is from RefSeq and is a predicted model, not a curated record. Gene Ontology annotation, biological process: plasma membrane organization.
AUGGAUCUACCCGAUACACACAAAUGGUUGAAUAGAGUUCUAGGAGAGCUCGUCAACGGUUGCACCAAUUAUCUCAACUUGAUCAAAUCUGUUCCCGCUGCUGCUCAUGUUGGACGAACGACAUUGGAUAAAGAACGUUUGAAACUGUGCAAUUAUGAAAUUGGAGCUGUUAUGCAGGAGGCGUCGGACUUGAAAACGAGCUGUAGGAAUGACCUACACGCAAAGGAAAAUAUGAAAACAGCAAAUGGAUUACUACAGCGACUACUCAACAUUGCUUCUGAGCCCCAAGACAGCCUACCUGAUAUCUUCAUCUGGAUGCUGUGCGGUAAUAAACGUGUUGCCUACACGCGUGUACCCGCUCAACACGUAUUGUAUUCGCUCGUGGAAGAGGAGCGUGGAAAGGACUCGGGACGAAUGCAAACACUAUUUCUCCGACUACCAGGCAAACGUGGUGAGGGUCCUAAAGGUUGGGCAAUUCAAUCCAAGCUCAACAUAAUGAUAUGGUUGGGUUUACACAAGCACAAGAAAGAUUAUCUUAAAGAUGCACCCAAAGGUUACGAUAUUCCUCGCAAUGCUCAUAAAUUAAUGGCUCCGCCACCAAAUGAACUGGUUUAUAAAGAUAAACGAAAAUUCAUACUUCGGUCACAUUUGUACCAAGCAAGGAGUCUCAUUGGAAGUGACGCUUCUGGUCUUUCAGAUGCAUUUGCAAAAGUAAUAUUUACGCAUUUCAUCGCUGAGACCUAUGUUGUGUGGGAGACGCGAAGCCCGACUUGGGAUCAAACGAUUGUCUUUGAAGAGGUCUUUCUCAUGGGGGAUGUGAAUGAAAUAGCAGUAAAUCCACCUACGAUUGUCGUCGAGAUUUUUGAUAAAGAUUAUGGGGGGGACUCCGAGUUCAUUGGUCGUGCGUUAGCUCGACCCAUCGUAAAGAUGGCUAAUGAACCGUAUGAAAAACCGUUCUUCCCCCCUGCUUUGGAGUGGUUUCAAGUAUUUCGUGGUGAAGAGAAGGCAGGCGAACUGCUAGCUGCGUUUGAACUACUUGAAGUGGCAAAUAAACUUUCUGUAAAGUCUUUCAUGCCGCCCAAGAUUGAGCCGGUCGAUACUCUCGAUGGUCCAGUAUGUCGUGUACCCGAGGGUAUAAGACCAGUUAUGAAAAAGCACAGGAUAGAGGUUUUGUUUUGGGGUGUGCGCGAAAUGAAGAGAUUGAAUCUACAAACUGUGGAUCGUCCUCAAGUACACAUCGAAUGUGCGGGUGAAGUCAUACAAUCUACGGUUAUUGCAAAUGCAAGACGAAAUCCGAACUUUCAAAAUCCAGUUGCCUUUAUUGACGUGGAGUUGCCCGAGAACGAAAGAUACUGUCCACCGCUGACCGUCUGUGUCCGAGACUGUCGUACAUUUGGAAGAUUCACGUUGGUUGGUACUCACGUGCUCAAUUCUUUACAUCGAUAUCGAUUUCCAAAAAUUGGCGAACCCAUCGAGAGACCUUCCAUCACUAACACCGCAGAAGAGCAAACGAGAGACUCCAUCACGGCGGCCCAAGCGCAGGAUGUCAUCGUAAAUAUCGAUGAACCGGAUUUUGGCGAAGAUGCUCCGGAAAAACCCGAUGUCCAGGAUACGGUCGAUAAACGUAAGAAAGAAAAGAGAAAGAAGAAGAUGAAGAUGAUGGCGAGGACACUCUUGAUUGGUGGUCUAGAUACUAUGAAACUAUGA